Molecule: messenger RNA, 2020 nt
Organism: Impatiens glandulifera
Lineage: Eukaryota; Viridiplantae; Streptophyta; Magnoliopsida; Ericales; Balsaminaceae
Product: CDK5RAP3-like protein
Exons: 10
Coding region: 74-1765 (563 amino acids)
Biological process (GO): regulation of cyclin-dependent protein serine/threonine kinase activity; regulation of mitotic cell cycle
Cellular component (GO): endomembrane system
Source: RefSeq, a predicted model, not a curated record
UUGAUAGUUUCGACCGAACUUGAACAACAAAAUUGAGUUCCUCCGAAAUCGGGAAGAAAAUUUUCUGCUGAAAAUGAAGAAUCAAGACGACAUUCGUAAUCUUCCGAUUGAUAUCGCGUUUGCUCGUCUUGGAGAAUGGUUGGUUGAUCGGAAGAGAAUACCGGCCGAUUGGCGGAAACGACUGGCAGCUGUCAGAGCUAAGAUAUCAACUGCUUUCUCUUCACUGCCGAAGAAUAUCGAUCCCUAUUUCCAAACCCUAGAUUCUGAAGGCAUUGGUUAUUUGGAAGCUAAACAAAUAUAUGAAAUUCUUGUGAAAUCAACUCCAGAAAGCCGCACUAUUUUUGGACGGCUUUCAGGUGAUGCUGGGGUUUGGGAGUCAAUUGUGAAAGCUUUCGAGAAUGAUCAUAUAUACUUAGGUGAGGCUGCCCAGAUUAUGGUUCAAAAUGUCAAUUAUGAAAUCCCUUAUCAGAAAAAGCAAAUCCAAAAAGCUCAACAACAACUUGUAGAACUAGAACGUAAAGAAGCAGAUAUAAAAAGAAAUGCUGCUCACUCGGCUACCAAAUAUAUAGAGGCUUGUCAAGAGUUAGGUUUGCAGGGUGUAAAUGUGAAGGUUGAAUUGUUAGAAUCUGCACAGAGAUCACUUCCAAGCAUAUUUAACAAAAUUCUGGAAGUUUUGAACUGUGAUUCUGUCUCAAAUGCCAUUGAAUUCUAUGCAAAUUUUGUUAGAGAGGCUCACACUGAAAAGGAUAAAACUUCUCAGCUUGUUUUGUCAAAUCUGAGGCAAAUUCUUGAAAAUCCCCCUUCUGUUACUGUCUCUGUGGGUUGUGAAGUUCUUGAUUCUAUAAAUGAUCAAUCAAGAGAUAAUGCAUUGAAUGAUGCAGUUGAAGACUUUAACAUAGCUGCUGAUGGCAUUGACUGGGAUAUUACACUUGAUAGCUCCCAGAUUGACUGGGAUAUUGGUACCAUUGAAGAAACAGAAGACUCUGGCAACGGAUUGGGUCCUUAUGAGAUUGUUGAUGCAAAUGAGGUUUUAGAUAACUCUUCACCCAAUGAUGAUGAUGAUGGUGGCCAUAUCCCAAAGGUCUCCAGUUCAGAGCUAUCUUGGGAUGUCAGUGUCGAGAAUCCUCAAGUUCAUGUACUGGAAGAAGAUGCUACCUUGAUUCAGUCAGUGCCAGAAACUCAAUCUACCCAACUGAACACCAUAGCUGAUGAUCAGGUUGCCAUGGAGGGAAGAAGCCAGCUGUUGGAGACUGAAUACAGGAAUAAGAUUCUUGAUGAUCUUUUUGAGAUUAAGGCAUUUCUGAAUCAAAGAAUAUUGGAGUUGAGGUGUGAAGAAACGUUAAGCUUGCAAAAUCAUGUCCAAUCAGUUGCACCUUUCGUAUUGCAGCAAUACUCUGCUGAUGCAAUUGAGAAAAUGUUAUUGGAUCUUUCGUCAGUCAUCUCUUUGCUUACAAAUAGGAAAACCAGAGAUAUGAUCAUGCUUCUUAACUCAAAAAGGUUCCUAGACAGACUUGUGAGUACCCUCGAGGAAAAGAAACAUCAUGAAGCAAAAUUAAAGGAUGGUUUGAAAGAACUGUUUGUUAAACGAAUGGAACUGCAGAAUUCGUUAUCUUCAUUGUGGCCAAAGCAGGAAACAGCUUUGACAAAAACCAGGGUGUUGAAGAAGCUUUGUGAGAGUACUCUAUCAUCCAUGUUUGAUGGAAGGCCAGUCAAUAUUAUAGGGGAGAUCAACACACUCUUGAGUAGUAGUAGUCUCACCUCAUAAAUAUGCACUUCUCUUCCUUUCCUGCCCUUACAUUUUACAUCGCAAACAAAUUUUAUCGGCUAGACUAGACUAGACGAUGCCCCGUGUUUCUUAAACUAUUGGCAGUUGAAGCUAUAUACUAACUUGUACUAUUUCUUUCUUUAAAAUUUUGGUUAUCGGAUAUCAAUAUUGAAAUUGUAAUAGUUUUGAGACUUGGCCACUAGUUUCGAUUUUCAUUAAUAACGUCGUAAAUGGGAUCAUGAAGGUUGAAUUGUU